This is a messenger RNA of Rhincodon typus (whale shark), 1527 nucleotides long. RefSeq names its product spermatogenesis-associated protein 16. Gene Ontology annotation, molecular function: protein binding. The transcript has 8 exons. The coding region runs from base 1 to 1527 and encodes 508 amino acids. Gene Ontology annotation, cellular component: Golgi apparatus. Gene Ontology annotation, biological process: spermatogenesis. The record is from RefSeq and is a predicted model, not a curated record. Lineage: Eukaryota; Metazoa; Chordata; Chondrichthyes; Orectolobiformes; Rhincodontidae.
AUGGCUUCUACAAUUAUGAAAAAUCCAGAUGGAAAACAGAAUGUGACUGUCAACACUAAAAUUGAAAAAGAAAUAGAUACUUUCAAUUUAUCUCAAAGUAAUACAUUGGAUGAUGCAGCUGAUCAUCCUAGACCUCCUGAUGGGAAUGACAAAACAUGUAGCAGAAAACCAGAAUCCUAUUUAAGCCAAAGAAUGACACAUACAAGGAAGGUCAAACUAAAGAGAAAGAGUACAUUAGACAGCUUAGGGAUCAAAAGAAAACUAGAGAAUGAAGAAAAAUGUGCCAACAAAAAGGAAUUGAAAGUAGUAGAGCAUCAAGAUCCACCAGUAAUUCAGUCUCUCACUCGUGUGCCCUUAAAAAGUGUAAUGGAUGUUGAAAUGAAAUUGGUAUAUGUUGAUGAACAACAAAUAAUGUAUGAAUUUAUAGAAUCCCAAGAUUACAGAAGUACUCAAUCAGUGUGUGAAGCCAGCAAAUCGGGAGAAUCUAUGACUUCGUGUGCUUUGAAUUUGGCACCCCAAAUGGAUAAAUGGCUUGCUAAAGCUUUAAAGGAUGCAAGUUUUUACUACCAUCAGAAGAAGUAUUCAGUCGCAGCAGGGCGAUUCAGAACUGCAUUGGAGCUUUGUAGUAAAGGAGCAGUUCUAGGAAACCCAUUUUAUGCAUCUUAUGAAAAGAUUUCAAGUAUUGCCAGUUUUAUCGAAACUAAACUUGUGACCUGCUACCUGCGCAUGAGAAGACCAGACCUAGCUCUUAAUCACGCUCACAGGAGCAUAUUACUGAAUCCAAUUAACUUCCGUAAUCAUCUUCGUCAAGCCACGGUCUUCCGUUGUUUGGAACGAUAUACUGAAGCUGCAAGAAGUGCUAUGAUUGCUGACUACAUUUAUUGGCUGCAUGGAGCAAAGGAGCAGAACAUUAGCAAACACGUCAAGCUUUACUGGCAGCUAGAAUCUAGAACACCCUUUUGGUCACUUACUGUAAAGGAAGUUGAGAAGAACAUGGAUAUCCUUGGGAGGAGAAUUCUACCAGUUUUAGAUUUUACACUGUGCACUAAACUAGCUGGGGGGAUUUGCCCUGGUGCAGGUGUUAUCGAGAAACUACAAUACGCCAGUUACCUGAGUCAGCUAAAACGUAUGAAGGAGCAAGCACAAGUGAUUAAUCAGACUAUUGCAGAACUAGCGACUAUGCCCUAUCUGCACGAAAUGAGUCAACAUGAAAUUGAACUGCUGCAUUCAUUAAUGACUGAUGCUGUUGACACACUUGAAGGAAACAGGAAUAAUAGAGAAUGUGUUUGGAACAAAGCUGAAAAGGUUGGGCUAAUUGAGGACCUUAUCUACCAAUUAGAAGAUAAUUUUCUGAAGUCAAAAGCCCUGAAAACAGCUCGAAAACAGAGAAGAGAAGUGAAGAAACUAAAAGGUCAGAAACUUGUUCUGUUGCCUGGUGACUUGAAGCCGUCCAGAGACUCAAAAGCUAUAGGAAAGUCACCUACUCAGACUGAUCGACAAGACAACAAAAUCUCAUCUUCAAAUUAA